This is a messenger RNA of Serpula lacrymans var. lacrymans S7.9, 1353 nucleotides long. RefSeq lists its product as uncharacterized. Bases 39 to 707 code for a protein of 222 amino acids. The record is from RefSeq and is a predicted model, not a curated record. NCBI's taxonomy places the organism in Eukaryota, Fungi, Basidiomycota, Agaricomycetes, Boletales, Serpulaceae. The transcript has 3 exons.
AUCCCCCCUCCGUUGCACUCUCAUUUCAGUCCAAAAUCAUGGAAUCAAGCACAACAGUCAAAACAGAAGAUGCCGUCAAGCAUUCCGAGCCCAUUCCAAUCGGUUCUCACCAUGCCCGUUAUCGUUCCGCUUCGAUGUCUUCUGCUUCAUCAGGCUCUCCUGGUUCUCCACCACAGCUUCAGACACCACUGAAUGUCAACCCCCCUCGAAUCCCCACAGCCUCUCCUUCUAGCUCUCCCAUCCUUUCUUACUUUAUGACUCAAUCGCCAAACAAAGGUUCUGCAACUUUUCCGUUCAAACGAGGCUUUGCAGCCUCUCCGGUCUUCGAGGAGGAGGUUCAGGACGAAUUCCCUAUUACUUCCCAUGCUCGCCGUGCCAGUACUGCUGGUCGCUUCAUUCCGCAGUCUGCCCCUGAUGCCCAACAAGAUCGUGGUGCAGGGUUAUUGAGAAGACUUUCUCUUGGAGGCGCAUUUAACAAGUCUUUAAAUGGCACUACUGAGGUCACACGCCCUCAAUCUCCACCUCGUCCCUCCACUCCACCCAACACUGCCGUCACACCUACUGGCAAUGGCAGCAGACUACCUACAACACCAUCUCGUACCAAAGGACGUCGUUCAGCUACCCUCAGCGUUGGUACUGGCCCGCGCAGAGCGCCUUCCCCUAUGGGUGAAAGGAUUCUGAAAGGGCAUUUCGAUGGCUUCAACUAGGAAGCCUUAUAGAUCUAUCUUAAAGCGAUCAAUAUUCUUUUCGCGUCUCAGCUGUUCACGCCCACUAUACCCGCAUUCGUGUGUGGCAGUAUGCAUCAGCAUCUUUAUUGCGCUUAGGCCCCAGAAAAGAAAACGAAUUUAAAAAAAAAACCUUGCCAUCUUGCAUUCUCCAAAAGAAGCAGAUCCCCGUUCUUCGAUGGCACACUUGCGCAUAUCUCCGCUAAUGUUGUUGGUCCCCCCCUUCAUUGUAUAACCAAGAAGCUCAGCGAUUGUUUUGGCACCAUCGACGUUAUCUAGCCUUUCACGCGAGCACGGUUCGUAUACAGAAUUCAAUAACUCCUUCGAUGGAACAUCAAUCACCGUCGCGGACAUAAAAUUAUCGCAUUCGGGUUAAUCGUUCCCCGAAUACGGUACAAGCAAUACAUUAUGUGUGUCGUGUAAUGGUUGAACGUUGAACAAUUGUGUGGUAUGUCGAGGGUAUCGCACCAUAUGCCACUCUGUAUUUUCGUUUUCAAUCUUGUUGCCCUUUUGCCUCCGCAUUCGUUGUACUACUGGCUCACCGGUUUUGUAAUUUCAUAUUUCUGGGGUAUUGUGUUGUAGGAUAGGGAAGAAAUAUAUAUCCAUUGUAUGCUACGUGUGUACCGUC